GCCAGAGAUGCGUCAUGGCUUAGAUCCCGUGACUUGCGACAAGAAAUAGUUGCAUCGAAAUUUAUGUCUUUUAUUUUUGAGGUUGUAGGUUCAUUGUAUCAAAAUGUUCAGAUAAAUUGCUGAUAAGGUUGGAUUGAGGGUUUUUGACCAAAGAUGGGUGGUUUUUCAUCGUUAAAUUUGUAACUCAAAAUCCAGGUGUUGCAGAAGUAUGCAACGGAAUGAUGCAAACGAUGUGAAGCAGCGUCGUGGCAGCGGUUCGAGGGACCAAAGUGGGCAGUCACCACAACAAGAAUCCGUCCAGCACUAUGUGUUGACCGGCCAAUUACAGGCUAUAACGGGUACAGGCAGGCAGACCACACUAGGUUUACUUCCCUCCGGAUCCCCAGGAGUGUCCUUGGGAAGCUCCAAUGUGGCAACCCCAGUCGUUGGUUCCAGCACACCUCUUCAGCACCAGACUGUGGUUGUGUCCUCGCAAGACCUUGAGCGCAUCUUCACAGGAGGUGCCCCUGGGACCACUACGAAUGCAACCACACCUGGUCUGUCUGCGCAGGCUCUGCAGAGACAGCUGAGCACUCAGGGUAUUGUGGGUGUGAUCAGCCCUGGCGUAUCCAGACCAGUAACUGGACCAUUCCCAGGUGGUGCCACCACUGCCCUGAUCAGACAGGCAGGUGCCACUCCUUCAGGACCUGAGUUGCAAGUUCCACCAACACUGACCCUGGUGACAGCGACAACACCCAGCGGGGCCCCAGGGGUGGGGACCUUGAGCGCCAGCGGAGCUACAGUGCACCAUCAUGGUCUGAGCCCUUCACGGGGAGCCCCACCAACCCCUCGAGCCAACCUUCAGCAACCUUCUCUCAAUAUGAGCAUUCAGCCAACUGGACAGCAACAAACCCCAAAGACUAUUGUUGCAGCAGGCGUUGCGGCGCCAACAUCUGUGACAAACUUAGUGGUUGGGAAAGUUCUACAGGAAACAAAACCUAGCAUAACUCCCCUUGGCCUCACGCACACAUUUCCCAACCUCACAGCACUAGCCAACCAGUCAGCAAUGGGGCCCUCUCCUAAGAAGAAGGUGAAGGUUGAGGAGAAGGCCCCAGCUACUGCAGAAAUUGCCAACAAUAGGAAACUAAUUCUCGACCAAAAGCACAGAGAAAUGAUAGAGAUCAAAGAAAACUACAUAGAGUACCUCACAGAGUUGUUCUUCCUUCAGAAUAGCGGCAACAUGAUGGAUUAUCACACAUGGAAGAAGCGACCCACACCCCAGCUCGUACACUUCCUGAAGUCUGGGAACCUUGACAGUGAUGAGGAGGAUGACCAUGGACAGGAGAGGAAGAUCAACAAUGAGGUGAAAGUAAUCACAUGUAGUGGUAGUAAUGUUCCCCUUGCAACACCAGUGGCCAUAUCCACCACAUUGCCACCGUCAGUGGCUGCCCUGAAUCAGCAAGGUUUUGAGACUCGGCGGCCGGGAGGUCGGCAUGGUAUGGUGUUUGGCCAUGUACAGCCGGCUCUGGCUUGCUCCUCGUCCUCCAGUGUGCCCUCCGUGCCACACACUCCUCCCACCUCUUCCUCCUCCUCUUCCUCGUCCUCACAGUCCACAGUGGUGCCGGCACAGCCUCACACGGGGCCAACGCAAACAGCACCGAGCCAAAGAACAGCUGCAAGUACAACCACCAACAGCACGACAACCCUUACAACAUCUACAGUGGCAACAGUGUCUAUGCCACAACUACAGAGUCAGAUGUCAAAGGCAGCGGAUACAAAGCCACUUGUGGUACACACAACACUCGCAACCAAGACCACACACACCACGCCAAUAUUAAGUCAGCCGUCGACAAUGAUGCGUAUGCCAAAGUCUCCUCCCACCUCUCCUGGUGAGACAGUCCGUCUUCACACACGCCAACACACAAUAUCUAACAUUUACGAUGGUUCCAUUGGCUCACAGGAGGCCAUAGUGGAGAGAGCCAAACAGGAAGCACAGGUGAUGCAGCGUGUGGCAGAACUGCGCAAGGAGGGCCUAUGGUCAUCACGGCGAUUGCCAAAGGUUCAGGAGCCACCGCGGAACAAAAGCCACUGGGACUACCUUCUGGAGGAGAUGCAAUGGCUGGCAGCUGACUUUCAGCAAGAGCGCAAAUGGAAAAAGGCUGCUGCACGGAAGGUGGCCAAGAUGGUGUCCAAGUAUUUCCAGGACCUGGAGCAAAAGGAGAUCAGAGCAGAAAAGGAGGAGGCACAGAAACUCAAGAGGAUAGCUGGACAGAUUGCCAAACAGGUCCGCGAAUUCUGGACAAAUGUAGAAAAGGUUGUGCAAUACAAACAGCAGACAAGGAAUGAAGAAAAAAGGAAGAAGGCUUUAGAUUUACACCUGAAUUUUAUUGUGGACCAAACAGAGAAAUAUUCAACCUGGUUAACUGAGGGUCUGAAGAAAGACAGCAAAGCAGGAUCAUCUGUCGGAGGGUCUUGCGUCACCACCCCAGAGCACUCGAGUGAUGGAGGUGAUGAUGAGUUUGAACCAGAAGCUGACGAAUCAGAUGAUGAAGAAACCAUAGAAAAGGCUGAAGCAGAUAUGGAUGAGACAUCGACCCAGGCAGAGUUGGAUGCCCUGCAGAAGGAAGGGGAGGUUCCCUUAGAGGAGCUGCUUAAGUCACUUCCCCAGGAAGUCCUUUCUGGGACAGCCAGUCUGACUCAGGACACUGAGGUCGAGGCAGAUGAUGAACAUGAUAAACAAGAAAAGGAUGAUGAAUUUGCUGCAAGUGAAGAAGAAGAGGUGGACGUGGAGGAAACGAUUGAGGAACAGGAAAAACUAGACAAGAAAGUUGACUAUAGCAAGGAACUGGCAGAUCUGCAGAAUGAAGGUGAUAUGAACAUGGAUGAACUUUACAAGAAGUAUGCAGGAGCAUAUGACAGUGAUUUUGAACUACCAGAGAGUGAAUCAGGAACUGAAGAUGACAGCGAUGAUGAGGAUGAAGAGGAUAGUGAAGAGGAGGAGGAGGAGUCUGAAGAAGAAGGAGAGGAGGAUAAUGAAGAAAAUGCAGACAAUAAAGAGGACGAGGUUGGACUGGACUUUCUGAUGACUUCCGACACAACUAGUCAGGAUACCCAGGCACAGGGUGAUGCUGAAGAAAAAGGUCCUGGUAAAGAACUGGUGGACAUUGCAGCAGAAGCCCAGAGUUUACAACCAAAAGGUUACACACUUCAGACCACAGAGGUAAAGACCAAGGUGCCCUUCCUCAUCAAGCAUACACUGAGAGAGUACCAGCAUGUUGGGUUAGACUGGCUGGCCACCAUGUAUGAAAAGCGUCUCAACGGAAUCCUUGCUGAUGAGAUGGGUCUGGGCAAAACCAUUCAGACCAUAGCUCUUCUAGCCCACUUAGCCUGUGAUAAAGGUAUCUGGGGCCCACACUUGAUCGUUGUGCCCACCAGUGUGAUGCUGAACUGGGAGAUGGAAAUCAAGAAGUGGUGUCCGGCCUUCAAGAUCCUCACCUACUAUGGCAAUCAGAAGGAGAGGAAACUGAAGCGACAGGGUUGGACCAAAACCAAUGCCUUUCAUGUGUGUAUUACCUCGUACAAACUUGUAAUCCAAGACCACCAGUCUUUCAGGAGGAAGAAGUGGAAAUACUUCAUUCUGGACGAGGCUCAGAAUAUAAAAAAUUUCAAGUCCCAGCGUUGGCAAACAUUGCUGAAUUUCUCAAGCCAGCGCCGCCUGUUGCUAACUGGUACGCCUCUCCAGAACAAUUUGAUGGAACUUUGGUCCCUGAUGCACUUCCUCAUGCCAAAUGUGUUCCAGUCCCACCGCGAGUUCAAGGAGUGGUUUGCCAACCCCCUCACUGGUAUGAUUGAGGGCAGCCAUGAGUACAACGAAAGCCUCAUCAAACGUUUACACAAGGUGCUUCGACCGUUUUUGUUGCGGAGGUUAAAAGCGGAUGUGGAAAAACAAAUGCCAAAGAAAUAUGAACAUGUAGUCAUGUGUCAACUGUCAAAGCGUCAACGUUUCUUGUAUGAUGACUUCAUGUCUCAGGGCAAGACAAAAGAGACUCUAGCCAGUGGUCACUUCAUGAGCGUCAUCAACAUCCUGAUGCAGCUUCGUAAGGUUUGCAACCAUCCAAGCCUGUUUGACGAACGUCCGAUUGUGUCUCCAUUCCAAACUGGGGGCAUCACUUUUAAUACGUCCUCUUCUGUCCUGGCCAUGUUGGAGUAUGACCCCUUCAAAGACGUUGACUUGCUACGGUAUCCAGGACUAGCAGACAUGGAACAAGACUUGCCUGCGUUUGUGGCACAUCGAGUAAAGCGUCUCCAAACAUCUCGCCAACUCAUAGAGGAGAUUGAUGAACAACCUGAUCCUGCUCCUCGUCUUAAACCUGGCAAACUGAAACCAGUCAACUUCAGAAGCAUAUCUCCUCUGUCGAGGAGUGUUUCACCGCUGACAAACCAGACCCCUGCCACAACUUGUACAGAUAAAACGAAGGCAGUAACAUCUGUGACUACAACCACUGCCACCUCUACUGCUCUAGCGGGAACCACCAUCUCUUCUACACCAGUGACCACACUCACUGCAGCAGUUACACCAAGGACACAGACUUCAGUGACCAUGACAACUAGCAGCGUAACACAGCCUCUCUCAGCAGUGGCCACCUCUGUAGCUGGAUGUAGUGCCAGUGUGACCAGCACACUGUCUGCUGUCCUCACUAGCAGUGGUGUGGCCACCCCACAGGCCAAGGUUGGACCCAUUACCACAGCAACAGUCAGCCUCCCAUCCUCCUCAAGUCAGGUGGCGACAUCUCAACCAAUCACAGUGCAGAUACAGCAGACAGAUCAGGGGGCUCGGCUUAUGAUACCAGCUGGCCAGCUCUCGCAAUUGCCUGCAGGUUUCAUCCAGAUUGUCCAGACAUCCAUGGGUCAACAAAUCAUUGCAUCGUCAGUGGCAACCACAGCUCAGCAGCACGUUUCUUCACCGUCAAUAACUGCAGCAAGCAGUGCCAGCCGUGCAAUCACGACCAGUAGUACAAUAGUUAAUGGUCUGCCUGCUAUCACCACCGUAGCAGCAUCCUCGGCCAGCACCAUUCUAACCACUGUGACUUCCCAGGUGAAACCGGCCAUGUCCAUUCAGCUCCCGCUGGCUACCACUACGACCACACUCAAACCUGUCAUGAAAGUCUCCCCCAUGGUAACGGCCACAGGCUCAACCACAAAUGUGGUAAAGGCUAGUGUAUCAACCACCAUAUCCAGUGCUGAGGUUAAACCCACAACGGGACCGUCCACCCGAUUGGCUAGCCAGAAAUCCAAACGACGUAUCAAAACAGAGCUCAUGCUUGACUCUGUGUGUGACAAGAGAGAGCAUCGACGACGGGAAAAGCUGGAGUAUAUUGCUCAUAUAAACAAGCUACAUUGUGAACGCAAGCCUGUGUAUGGACAGGACCUGCGCUGUACUGUGAAUGUGAUGAGUGACACGGACAAAACAUGCGUGUGUGAUAACACGUGGGCCGCCCUCGGGCAUGUGCAUUGUACAAACAUUCACUCUUGGAGCAAUCCUUACCGCCCAGAGGUCUUCUGGAAACAAACCAAAGUGCUUUCAAAUCUGGUCCAUACUCCCUUACAAUACCUACAUGAACUAGAAGACAUUUUAUCUAGAUAUGUGUUUGUUACUCCACCUGUUGUAUCACCGUGCAUCAAAAUGCAUGUGUCUCACCCUCCUCCCUCUAGCGCAAUGAAAGAGCGAUGGCGGGACUUUUUCCUCCAUAAAGACGUGUCGCCAAAGGCGAGCUGUCUACACAAAAUUUCUAGCAACAGGAUGGUGCAGUUUCCUGAGCUUCGACUUAUACAGUAUGACUGUGGUAAACUUCAAACUCUGGAUCUUUUAUUGCGGCGGUUGAAGUCUGGGGAUCAUCGUAUCCUAAUCUUUACACAGAUGACAAAGAUGCUGAACAUUCUAGAGUCGUUCCUUAGUUACCAUGGUCACCGCUACCUCAGGCUAGAUGGAACAACACGUGUCGAGCAGCGACAAUUCCUCAUGGACCGAUUCAAUGCUGACAAACGUAUUUUCUGUUUCAUCUUGUCUACACGUUCAGGUGGAAUUGGAGUGAAUCUGACAGGCGCUGACACUGUGAUAUUUUAUGACAGCGACUGGAAUCCAACCAUGGAUGCCCAGGCUCAGGACCGAUGUCACCGCAUUGGACAAACUCGCGAUGUCCACAUCUAUAGACUGAUUAGUAAAAAGACCGUAGAAGAAAACAUACUGAAGAAAGCCAAUCAGAAACGCAUGUUAGGGGAUAUGGCUAUUGAAGGAGGCAAUUUUACCACUGCCUUCUUUAAGGAGAACACAAUCCAGGAGCUGUUCUCUGAGCCAACAGGGCUGGAUUCCCUGGUGGAGCCCAAAGUGACUGAAGUAAAGAUGACGACAAAGUCCCUUGGGGGUGGGGACGAGCUGAAGGAGAUCAAAACCCCUGUGGAUGGUAAUAAGCAAACAGUGGCGCCAUCAGACAAGAAUAUUGUAGCUCAGUUUGAACAGGCAUUGGGAAAGGCUGAAGAUGAGACGGAUGUGGUGGCUGCCAACCUUGUGAAGGCUGAACAGAAGGCAGAACUUGCCGAGUUUGAUGAGAACAUUCCAUGGGAUGAGCGAGAGGCAGAGAAACGAAAGGAGGAGGAAGAGAUGUCCAAAGCAGAGCAAGAACUUGCCAUGUUAGACAAAGAGCUCUCUCCAAUUGAGAGGUUUGCAGUAACAUUUAUGGAGAAUGAAAUGAAACCUGAUGACAACCUGGAGAUUUCUGUGGAAGAGAUUGCCAACUCCAAGAAGGACUGGGAGCUAGCCCGAUUAAAGGCAUUGAAGGAGGAUGAGGAACGUCGCCUGGAACUAGAGGAAGACGAGAUGCUUUACACGUACCUCCGUGAUGACUCUUACAACCAGAUAUUCAUCUCGGAUACAGAUCAAGAACAUAUGCCGAUGUGGGCACCACCUACACCCCCUCACGAUGACAAUGAUAUCUACCUGGACCAGACCAUGUGCUUCCUGUAUGAGCCAACAGUUAUGCCAGAGUCACAGCUGCCACCAAUUUACAUCAAGAAAGAGCACAAGAAACCCAAGGUUGAGUCCAUCACAACACGUAAACAAAAACAACGAAAGGAGGAGCAGCCGAGGGUGCCCCGUUCCCUGUUCGACCGCCCUACAGCAGCUCUAUUGAGGAUGAGACGCGAGGCAAAACUUAAACAGGGUGGCCUGCUCAAACCCUUCCGCCCCGUCCCUCCAGUCCUUAACAAACCAGCUGACCAGUCAUCUGACCACCCAGAAUGGUUAAUCCACGAAGACUGGGCACUUCUCCAGGCGGUUCAAAGUCUGUUUGAUGUACCGCUGAACCUGAUGGUGGUGUCCCCUGCCCAUCAGCUCAACUGGGACUUGGUGGCUGACAUUGUGAGCAGUGUUAGUCGAGUGUAUCGCUCUGCCAAACAGUGCAGAAACCGCUAUGAGAAUGUCAUCAUUCCACGUGAGGAGGGACGCAUCCUGUACGACAUCAAUCCCCGCAAACAGAGCAAGAAAACAAAGGGAAUAUACAAGACAAAGAACAACCGUCCCAUGCGUACUAGUCAGCUGUAUGUUCAGGACGGCAACCAGGCCAUUACUAUGUUACACUCACUAAGGUUUGACUCGGCUAAGACACUGGCUGCCAAGCGACCACCCACACUCAAACAGACUCUAGUGAGCCCUACACCCAAGAACCCCAAACAUGCAGCUGUGCUGUCCGAGAGUGGUAUUACAUACGAUCAGCCAUUGGACCCCAUGAAUGUGGCUGAGAUCCGUGCUCAGAGGAUCCAGAGGGAGAAGAAACAGAAUCAAGCUGCAGCAGCUGCGACUGCAGAACAGCAACACUUGGCAGCUCGGACAGUCGCCCAGCAACAAGCUGCGGCCCCUCAGGCAACUCCUGCACCUCAAGCCUCUGCACAACCCCAGCCUGUCACUGUUACUGCAGCCAUUGCAAUCCCACAGGGGGCCGUCCCUCAAGGGGUAGUCACCCAGCAUUUACAGCCAAUCCAGACCACUGUUGCAUCUGUCAUGGCAGCAACAGCCGUGCCCAAGUCGGGAGUACCACAGGGAGCCACUACCGUGUCUCUAGCUCGCAGUGCUGUGGGAGCAACAGGCAACAUUGUAGUAAAUACCCCCAGUGGAGUGGCAGCUAACUUUGCUGCUAUCAAUCGACGUAUGAGUCAGGCUACCAGUCUAGGCCAGGCCUCCACAGUGACGGUGACUGGAACACUGAACCCAGCAAUCCGUGCCCAGCGACCCCUAACCAUUCCCAUACAGGAUAUUACUUCCAUCACCAGCCAGACUGGUCAAGUGACCCAUGUAGCGACGACAGGCCAGGUGGCACGCACACAGAUCCAGACAACAGUGCCAACCCUGACAUCUACCCAGCUGGCUCGUAUCGCUUCCACACAGGGAACCACUCUUCCCACAGGUACAGUGCAAGCAACCAUGACAAAGGCUUUGACACAGCAACAGUUAAUUGCUCUCACUCGACAACAGCGACAGACCACUUUCCAACAGCAGCCACGCAAACUUAACUUGACGCCAGAUCAAAUUAACCAGCAGAGGUUAAAGCAACUUCAACAAGGUCGCGGUGUCGGUGCUCAGAAGGUCAUAGCCCAACAGCUGGUCACUAGUUUGGCACAGGUUCCCAAGCAGAAGAUAGGCACCUCUCUUGCACGCCAGAUCCCACAGGAGCUGUUGUUGCACCAACAGAAGCUGCCCCAGAAAACGCAGGUUCAGGUGGUAGCUCAGGGCCAAGCUGGCACCCAGCUCCAGCAGAUACACAUGGCUACCACACAAGGUGGUGGGAUCCCUACAACCCAGAUUAUACAGGCUCAGGUCCACCAGGUUGGGCAGCCAGCCACACUGACCACAGCUGUCAAGACUUCCGCCGCAGGCACUCCCAUCCAGAUCACGCAGCUUCCCCAACAGAAGGCUGGUGUGGCCAAAGCUACGACCAUUAACCAACUCCAAUCAUCACAACUCAAACAUAUGCAACUGAUUAAUCCGCCAAAGCGACCACUGCAGCAGCCGUCUAAAAUAACAUCCCUAGGACAAGUGGGUAAACCUUUGCCCCUCAAUGCUGUACAGAUUAUCCAGCAGCCCUCCACUGGUCAGAAUGUCACCUACCAGCUUCAGCAGCUAGUGAAACGUAACCCUGGCAGUGGCAUGAUCAUCACGUCGCAGCCCACCAUCAUUGCCACAGUGACACAGGGCCAGCAGGGUCAACUAGUGCACAAAGUGCUCAGUACGUCUUCAACACAGUCAAGUCACCUCCAGACAAUCACAGCCGCAUCUCAUCCAGUCGCCCAUGCAACGAUCGUGACUGGCACACCACAAAUGUCUGUGGCUACUCUGAGUCUGGCAACUGCAUCAUCCCAGGCAACAAAACCUACUGUGGUGUCUACCCUGUCAGCUGACCCACGACAGGCAGUUCAGGUCCACUCUGUUGCUCCACAACAGGCAAAGAUUGCUACCAUUUCUCAGGCAGCGGCCACCUCCCAAACCAUACAACAGAUUCAGGUCACACCAGCCACCCUACAGCAGGUGCAUACCACAGUUGCAGCGCCUGCCAUCCAACAGCCACUCACUGUGACAGUGGCUCCCUCGAGCCAAUCACCUGCCCUAACAGCAACCAUACUACAGACAAUACCAGCCCCUGUUCAGCAGGAGGCACCAUCAGCUCCACAGACUGCUACACAGAUCCAAGUGACGACUAUACCACAGUCAACAGCUAAUGUUCCUCCCCAGCAGACUCUGCUGCCAGUUGGUGCUGUAACAGCACAGGCGGCAGCAGCAGCUGUGCAGGCCUUGCCCCAGGGCACUGCCCAGGGGCUUGUGAGUGUAGCACAGUCGCCACAGCAACAGGCUGCCGCAGCCAAGGGACCUUACGCAAUGAGAACUAGAAACCCUCCAAAACACUGAGUUGGAUUUUAGACAAACAUUUGUUAAAGAUAAACCAUACCCUGUCUUUAGGCUCGGAAUCUCUACAACAGCGGUAGCUGAACAAUUUGCUGUCUGCCCUGUACUUGGCGCAAGAGGCAUGCAAUGCUAUCCAACAGGAUACAAGGGAAUAGGAGAUUUGUCCUCUCAAAGACAACGUUUCCUCUUAUGUUACUAACUGUUCAUAAACUCUUUCAGAUUCUUCUGGAAAUGUGGACUGAUUGAACCCCUAACAAAACACAUUAGCUGUUUGUGGCUGUAAGUACAGAUUGUAGACACUGACUGGGUUACGUGAUGUUUAGAUGUUGUAUUGAUGUUGUUACUAGGAUGGAAGUUGUUAUGUGUAGACGAGGAAGACUCUUGGUGUUGUAUGGAUAUGUCAGUCAUAUACAAUAACCAUAAUUUGAAUUGUGUUAAAUCUAUUUGUACUGUGGUAGAUAUUUAUUUGUUUUUUAUAUGAAAUAUCUUUUAAAAAUGGGAAAAUGAUACACUUCCAUUUUUUCAAAUGAAUCUAUUCAUGAAACAUUUAUUUCAACAAACAUUUACAAGUUGUUUGAAAUGAUGUUAUGUGGUAAAAGUUAGGUCAACACAAAUAAAAGGGUAUCACUUCAAACAGCAACUUUCAACAUCUUUUGGUUGUGUUGUUAAUAUUUCAUAACACAUCAUUCUGAUGGGACGUGAUUUUGAAAAAAAUGAAUAACAAAUUUUGAUGAUGAAAAGAAAGAUACUGUACAACAGAUUAUUUCUGUGGGCUUAAAUUUUCGGGAUUUUUACCAAAAAUAAAGUAAAUUUACAUAGAUUAUAAUUUCGCAAUAAACACAUGUGAAGGAACUAAUUUUUGUCGAUGUUUUAGCACAGAAGAUGGUGCACUAGGUGUCAAAGGAAUAGGCUUUAUUACAGCUCAUUGAGUGGCAAGUAAGUGUAUCAUUAUGAUUAUGAAGUUUAUUAUUCUGUGGAUCAUAUUUAGCGACAAAGUUAUUGACCCGCCAAAUCACAAAAAUAUCAUCCCUGUGGAAAUAUCAUGCUAUACAGUAUUGUGUCUAUCAUUGUAUGUAAUAGGUAAGUCCUGCAUGAUGUAUUUAUCCCAGGUAGAUACAGAAACUUUAAUUAGUCAACAUUCAUUGUAAUGUAGGCCAAUUUUUCCAAAAAACAUUCACUCAUGAAAAACAUAAAAUAUAAAGGAGUUGGUUGCUGAAAUUAAGACUACCCAACCAUCGACACAUACCUGGUAGCUACAUUAUCAGAUGUGAGGAAAAGUACAGCUAUAAUAAUUGCAACAGAAUGUUGGUUAAGAACCAGUUUGUUCAUGAAUAGGAAUCGGUUUAGAAACCUUAACUAAAAGUGAAUGAUUCAUUGGAAAUAUUCAGUGUCCUAUACAGAUUCUGUUAUUACUGAACCCCAUGAUCUUUUAGUGCAAUCAAAUUCUAUGGAGACGGUUAACAAGUUUGAGUUGUGUAUUGUAAAACGUGUAUGUUAUAUCUUUGGAAUGAUGGGCACUACAGAAAAGAAUAUUAUUUUCCUUGAUAUCUGAUUGGCUGCAUGUGCUAGUUUGUGUAUGAUAUGAUGAAUACUCCAUAGAGGCGUAUGAAGGGCAAAUCAAUUAUGUUAAUACUUGUGGAUGUCUAGUGUAUUACCUGCAUCAUGUUAUUGACUGUGAACACACCGAUGAUGUGUUAUAAAUUAUAAGGCAGCUUUUUCUCUCGUGAUCAAAUGUGGAAUAUCCUGUAAUAAUUAUACUUAGUAUGUAAAUAUGUGAAUAAAAUCAUUUAAACUGA
This is a messenger RNA of Mizuhopecten yessoensis (Yesso scallop), 11724 nucleotides long. Its product is annotated as helicase domino-like. Gene Ontology annotation, molecular function: histone binding; ATP-dependent chromatin remodeler activity; ATP binding. Gene Ontology annotation, cellular component: Swr1 complex. NCBI's taxonomy places the organism in Eukaryota, Metazoa, Mollusca, Bivalvia, Pectinida, Pectinidae. The transcript has 51 exons. Bases 209 to 9931 code for a protein of 3240 amino acids. The record is from RefSeq and is a predicted model, not a curated record.